CCACAUCAACGGAUCCGUCCAAAAAGAAUCCUUAGCAUUUGGUAGCAGCGCGGGCCUCCUAACGGCCGCUCAGCGAGCGCGGCGGAAGCGCGGUGGCGCCGUCGCCGUCGCUGCCACUCCCGGGCGCGGCGGCCUGGGACCAGCGGGAAAGCGUGGCGGGCCCUGAAGAUGGGCGGUUGAGCCGAGCCGCAGGGCCCAACUGCAGUUGCCGGGUCCGGGUGGUGGGCGCGCUGCGCUGUCCCAGUGGCCCUGCCCCCGUGGCCCGCAGGUGGGAGGACCGGCCCGCGAGCUGGGACCAGGUGAAGGUGGGUGGUGACCCAGAGUUGGGGUGGGCUGAAGGAGAAGGGGUCCUGCGGCUCUGCAGAAACUGGCAAGUCGUCUCAGAGCAUUGGAAAGAAUACUGAUUAUUUCCUGAGCGCCUAUUAUGUCCCAGUCCCUGCUCUAAGUGCUAGGAAGCCUACCGGGAACCAGGAAGCAGUACCUUGAAGAGGAAGUGGAGGGAGAGUCAAUUCUUAGUAUAGCAGAGAGAUGGAGAGCAGCAAACAGGAUUUAUUGAGAGCCUAUUCUACGGCAGAUACCAAGCCGGGCAUUGAAGGAAACAACAAGCACUUAAAACAGAUUAACAGAGAAGGGUCUUCUUUAGGAAGAGUCACGGCGCCGCUGAUCUUUGCCAUCUCCAUCGCUACGAUAGGCUCUUUCCAGUUUGGCUACAACACAGGAGUCAUCAAUGCUCCCGAGAUGAUCAUAAAGGACUUUCUCAACAACACUUUGAAUAACACACACAACAACCCUCGCGAUGAGGUGUUACUCACUUCCCUCUGGUCUUUGGCUGUGGCCAUCUUCUCCGUCGGUGGUAUGAUUGGCUCCUUCUCCGUUGGACUCUUUGUCAACCGCUUUGGCAGGCGCAAUUCGAUGCUCAUCGUCAACCUGUUGGCUGUCGCUGGUGGCUGCCUUAUGGGGUUCUGCAAAAUAGCCAAGUCGGUUGAAAUGCUGAUCCUGGGCCGAUUGAUUAUCGGCCUCUUCUGCGGCCUCUGCACAGGUUUUGUGCCCAUGUACAUUGGCGAGAUCUCGCCUACCGCCCUGCGGGGGGCCUUUGGCACUCUCAACCAGCUGGGCAUCGUCGUCGGGAUUCUCGUGGCUCAGAUCUUUGGCCUGAAAGUCAUCCUGGGGACAGAAGAGCUUUGGCCCCUGCUGUUGGGCUUCACCAUCAUUCCCGCGAUCCUACAAAGCGCAGCCCUUCCCUUCUGCCCGGAGAGUCCUCGAUUCUUGCUCAUUAACAGAAAGGAAGAGGAGAACGCCAAGGACAUCCUCCAGCGAUUGUGGGGCACCCCGGAUGUGACUCAGGACAUCCAGGAGAUGAAAGAUGAGAGUGCUAGGAUGGCACAAGAAAAGCAACCCACGGUGCUGGAGCUCUUCAGAUCGCCCAGCUACCAGCAGCCCAUUAUCAUUUCCAUCAUGCUCCAGCUCUCCCAGCAGCUCUCUGGAAUCAACGCGGUGUUCUAUUACUCAACAGGCAUCUUCAAAGAUGCGGGCGUCGAGGAGCCAAUCUACGCCACCAUUGGCGCGGGUGUGGUUAAUACCAUCUUCACUGUCGUUUCUCUGUUUCUGGUGGAAAGGGCAGGGAGGAGGACCCUGCAUAUGAUUGGCCUUGGAGGGAUGGCUUUUUGUUCCAUCCUCAUGACCAUCUCCUUGUUACUAAAGGAUAACUAUAAUUGGAUGAGUUUUGUCUGUAUUGCUGCUAUCUUGGUCUUCGUGGCCUUCUUUGAAAUUGGCCCAGGCCCCAUUCCCUGGUUUAUUGUGGCCGAACUCUUCAGCCAGGGACCCCGCCCAGCUGCCAUGGCAGUGGCUGGUUGUUCGAACUGGACCUCCAACUUUCUGGUGGGGCUACUCUUCCCUUCAGCUGCAUUCUAUUUAGGAGCCUAUGUUUUUAUCAUCUUUACUGGCUUCCUUGUCAUCUUCCUGAUCUUCACCUUCUUCAAAGUCCCUGAGACCCGUGGCAGGACUUUUGAGGAAAUCACACGAGCCUUCGAAGGGCAGGCGAGGGAGGCUGUCAGAGGUGAGAAAGGCCCCAUCGUGGAGAUGAACAGCAUCCAGCCCGAGAAGGAGACCGCCACCAGCGUCUAAGCCGUGCCUCCUCCCCGCCUCCCUCCCAACACGGAAAAGCAACCUCUCCCCAGAGGAGGGAGAGACCUCAUCAGGUUGUAACCCAGGACUGUUUCCGAAUGCUGCUACUUGAUUCCUUUCUCUUCCCUCACACACCAUGAGCACUCAGAGGAGCCCAAUGCUGGACUUAGUCGUAUCUUCAAUGGCUUUCGAAACAUUUCAGUUCUUGGACGUUUCUCUUCCGUGUAGAAGAGACCAAGUGAACCUAGCUUCAUCUCCGGAGAGACUGGCCACUUGGCUUAUGACAACAUUGCCAGCUCUUCCUCCCUUGGCUUCUACUGUGGCCCCACAAGGGCCUACAGGGGAGUAAGAGUGAGGUACAGUUUCCCUGACCCCAGACUUACCAGGAAGCAGAUCUACAGGAGUGUGGAGGGCAGAGAGGGAUUAAAUACGAGCACCUUCCUCGCUUCCAUACAGCUCUCUGCAGAGCAGAUUAACUUGAGUUUUAUUUAUUUUUACCUUCUGGUUUUAUUGCAUAAAUAUUUAUUUUUUUAAGUGUGAAGUAAUUUUACCAAAUAAUGGAAACGUAAGGAAAUUGAGGUUAGAGGGAGGCGCUUAAAGAGAGGUUUAUAGGGUAGAAGAUUCGAUACUGGCGAGGUCAAGGUGCAAUAAGGGAAGAUUUGCAGAGAAAAGUAAUGUGUUAUCGGAGGGGGUACGAUGGGGUGCGUGAAUGUUGCGCGUUGCCUCUCAGCGAUUUCUGUCCUUCAGGUGGAAACUCUCAAGUUAAAUUUCUCAGAGAAGUCAUGUGCCUGUAUUAAGCUACUGGUUACCUUUGGAACUUUUUUCUUUGUUUAAGAUUUUAUGUAGUGUUACUUGAAAUCUCGGGUUAUUAUUGAGAUGGGCAUUGUAGUUAAUGGUGGUUAACGGGUUCUAAUUUUGGUUGGAGUCCGAAGAAGGGAAGGCGGUUUCUAGCAAUCCUGUCUCCCCUCGCUGGACCAAACAACUCCCUCCCCUUGUAGUGGACUCACUUUUUUGUAUUUUGUUUUUUUAAUGAGCUCCUACCACCUGCCUGGUGGGAGAGCCUUCCCAAUGAGCAUCCCAAAAUAUUGGUUCUUGGUAGAGGUUCAGUAUUUCUAAAUGCUAUUCUUUAGGAGAUUUUAGUUGUUGAUUUUUAUUUUGUUUUAAGCCAUAGCUUUAAAAGAAUUCAGAGGAGAAUGUUGGUAACUACCUUGAAUUUGUAACCUCAGCUCUGGGGGUGGGUCUUUUCCUGAACGAUUAUUAUCCAGUUGAACUAUAUGUUGUCGCUUUAAGGUCAUUGCAUGUGUGUUCAUCUGUUGCCAUAUUUCCAUAGUGUUACGUCAAGUGCCCUUCGGGGCCGUACAUUUGAGACAGUUAUGAGUAAGUGUGCAGUGUAACCCACACUUGAGAGAGUAUGAAUGUAUGUGCACUGACACUUUGCUCUGGGUAAGGUAGUUUAUUGGUAACUUGUUUCCUUGGUGUUCUACAGCCCCCCCUUUCGAACAGAAUGUGUUAAAACUCAUCUCUCUAUAUACAGAGAACACUGCCUCUUCUGGGUGGAAUUUGCAUCUAUGGUUUUCUUCCAGACUUUAUACAGUUCAGUCUCAUCUGGCUACCUUUCCCUGUUGGAGAGAUGGGGGAGAAUUCCUUAAGGAGACUGCUGGUGGUAGAUUCCAUCUCACCCUAGACCCAGACAGUGGGAGUAGGAAAGAAGUGUGAGAUCAGGACAUGUGGCCUCUGGAGGUCGUUGGAGGGGAGUCAUGGGGUAGUGGGAGGCCUUUCUCUUAAGAGGACAAAGAAACAAACUGAAGACUUCUAACUCUGGAGCAUUUCGGAGAAUUAGAUGAGAUGGAGGGGUUUCUGUUCGCCCCAGCUCACAGACACCUCCACAAAUCUCUAGUUUCCCAGUAUUUGAAUAAAUGGAGAUUGGACCCCAUGACAUUUACUCUGUCUUCCCUCUUUCAUAUGUUGCUUGAUCACCCUCUCUCUCCUUGGUGCUUACACAGUUCAGGCCCUUUAGCCAAACCCUUGCCUAUGACAGUAUUUUACUUCCCAGUUCUCACUGUCCCCUCUGGUCGUUGAGCCGCUGGAAAGAAAAACAAAACAAAACUCACAGAGCUUUUGGAAUGGGGCUUUGAACAGGUGACUUCCUCUAACCGCCCUUCUACUUCUGGCUCCUCAAAAACAGUGGGUUGGCAGUUAGCAGGUGGAAGUCUUCCCAUUUCGCAGCGACCGGAUUGUGAAUAUUUCCAAAUGGAUUUUCUAUUACUAAUGUUACUGUGGUUCUUUGUUUUGAAAUAAAAAUUCUGAAUGUACAUAUGA
This is a messenger RNA of Panthera uncia (snow leopard), 4443 nucleotides long. It is a transcript of the gene SLC2A3, whose product is annotated as solute carrier family 2 member 3. Gene Ontology annotation, biological process: D-glucose transmembrane transport. Gene Ontology annotation, cellular component: membrane. NCBI's taxonomy places the organism in Eukaryota, Metazoa, Chordata, Mammalia, Carnivora, Felidae. Bases 529 to 2124 code for a protein of 531 amino acids. The transcript is spliced from 12 exons. The record is from RefSeq and is a predicted model, not a curated record.